This is a messenger RNA of Solea senegalensis (Senegalese sole), 12171 nucleotides long. Its product is annotated as trinucleotide repeat-containing gene 6A protein-like. NCBI's taxonomy places the organism in Eukaryota, Metazoa, Chordata, Actinopteri, Pleuronectiformes, Soleidae. The transcript has 26 exons. Gene Ontology annotation, molecular function: nucleic acid binding. The record is from RefSeq and is a predicted model, not a curated record. Bases 499 to 6183 code for a protein of 1894 amino acids. Gene Ontology annotation, cellular component: P-body; nucleoplasm. Gene Ontology annotation, biological process: miRNA-mediated post-transcriptional gene silencing; positive regulation of nuclear-transcribed mRNA poly(A) tail shortening.
AUCUUGUUUCUUAUUCAUAGAUUUGGAAUUGGAAGCUGUUGCCACCAAAGAAACUGAAGCAUCUUAACUGGGAUCAAACCCAUAGAGGGAAGAACAGUGGAUGGAAGAGAGAGAGAGACGGAGUGUGUGAAGAGGAAGGUGGAUAAGAAAAUACAGGACUGGACAAAAGUGCCAGAGUGUACCAAGUGAAGGCAGAGUCCUAAAUCUAAACCAUACCCCCCUUCCCCCUCCCUAAACAUAUACCCACCUACUUGCACAGAAACUUUAUUACAUAAACACACAUACUAUCUUCAGCAAUGCCAAGGGGGCCUGAUCAGCCUGCCGCCUGCUCUGACAAGCCCCGCCUCUUCAACUCAGAUCCUUGAGGCAGUGUCCUGUAAACUUUUACCUUUGACCUCCUUCGUCACCCUGGGAUCCAGAGGUCACCUGUUCUCCACCCAACCCCAGGACGCUCUCCUGCCCAACCAGGAGCCACAGCCACAAGCCACACUCGCAGGCAUGGCUCCCAUUCGGGAUUCCGUCAGCCACUCCCCUAAUCAAACAGGUUUGGAGCAUCCUGGCUUGGACUCACAGUAUGAGCCUUCCCCUUGGUCCUCUGGCUCUCCCUGCAGCAGUGACGGCAACAGCAACUGGGGCAAAGUCCUAGUGGACGAAAGUACCGGCAAACCCAACAAUUCUUCUUCAACCAACUCUUCUGUCUGGCCUCCUUCAACCUUCUCUUGCUCCUCCUCUUCCUCUUCCUCUGGCUGUGGAUCAGGAUCAGACCCUGAGCUGGCAUCAGAAUGCAUGGAUGCCGACUCUAGCUCCUCACUCGGCUCAGAGAAAAACCUCUCUGCUGUUGCAGUUACAGCAGUGAUGAUGAUGUCAGCAAAUGCUUCUUCCUCUGUGUCCUCUACGGCCUCUUCCCCCUCUUCUGCCAUGAUGGUCAGUGUUUCUGUGAAUGGAGAAAGCAAUGGCAACAGUCGUCAUGUUGUUAUCGGCGGAGGAAUGGGAACCAUCAGCGAUGCAAAUAAUGGAAAUAACAUCGCCGGGUCCUCCCACUACUCCAUGGCUGGGUCCAGCAGUAUUGGCAGCAAUAACAUGGGUAACCACAACAUCAAGCUUGUCAGUAACAGUGGUGUAUGGGGCACCCAGUCCGGCAGCAGCAUCAAAGCCACGGGUGGAAGCACCCCCUGCAUCAAUGGUGGGUUAAACCCUAACUCCUUCAACCCAAAUGCCAACCACGGUGCCUGGCCCCAGAAUCCAACCCCAAGUCCAGUGUCCCAGGGUCAACGGCCUCCACAGGCUCAGGGGAUGAAUUCCAAACUGGGUAUAGCCCCCCAACAGGGCCCUUUGCUGGGCUGGGGUGGCAUGGCAGCUCCAGACAACAGCAUUAUGAUGGAUGACACAGAUGUGAAUAAUGGUACAGCAAGCAGCAAGGGGUUAGGAAGCAGCAUCAGAGGAAAUGGUGGCCUGCAGCCUACCAACCUUAACACUGAAUCCAAUGGACCAAAUAACACUAUUAUGAUGAAUACUACUACUACUACUACUAAUGCCACAAUGACCUCUAGUCCACCAAACUCUACCGCCUCACCCCAACUCAGCGGGGAUUGUUCCUGGGGUUCUGUUGGAGGAGGGAAUGGGGGUCCACUGGGCAAUGGAAACACCUCAUCAGCCCCCCAAACCUCCCAAGGAGAGCUGGGGAGUGCUGGGGCCUUCGGUACGCCUUGGGGCGCAACUACCUACCCUGGAGACAAGGGCCCCCCAAUUGCAGACACUGUGAACCCCCAAAACCCUGCCUUAAUGCAGGCUGGAAACCCCCAAAUGUCCUCUACUGCUGCUUACAAGAGUAAUAAUAACCACAACACUGGGGCCCCACACUGGGACCAGGGACCUGCCAAUAACCCAAACCAGCCUCAGAGCAACUUGCCCUGGGGUGUUGGCUCCAAUCAAAUCCCAGGCCCUGCAGGAACAGGGAAUGGGAACCAAUCUAUGGCGGGCCCUCCUGCAGGCAUACCUCGUCCCUGGGGGAGCAGCGCAUCUUCUUCUUCCUCAUCCUCAUCGUCUUCUUCUGCCUCAAACAACAAGAUGUCAAAUGGAGAAUGGGGAUCAGCAGCUCCUGGUAACAACUCUUCAGAUGCUGCAAGCCAGAAAGGAAGCUCAUCCAACAAUGGCUGGAAGAGCCUGGAAGAUGAUGCUAUUGGCAUGGGAGUUGGAGGUGGAGUAGGUGGAGCCCAUGGCUUGGGAAGUGUCAGUGGAGGCUGGGGUCGCUCUGGAGGAAGUGAGGGAAGUGGAGAAAGCUCUGGAGGCCGAUCCAGCUCAGACAAAGAUGGCUACCAGUCGAAAGGAGGAAACCGAAGAAAGGUCACACCUCCUGCAACAGUUAUAUCUGCAGUGGCCCAAGCAGAUGUGGACCCACGAGUUUUAUCCAACACCGGCUGGGGUCAGACUCCCAUACGGCAGAACACAGCCUGGGAUGUCAAAUCUUCUGCUAACAAUCAGUCCCAAGCUCCCAGAGGAGAUGAAAGAAAGCACAGCAGUGGAGGCUCCAGCUGGGGCACGGCAUCAGCGACAGGUCCCUCCCAGAAUUCUGGAGGCUGGGGAGGUAGAGCCCCAGGAAAUUCAGGCUGGGGUGACCAGAGACCAACAACUGGGUGGGACGGCAAAGUCCCAGCAAGUGGAGGAGGUGGGCAGAGUGGCUGGGAUGAUGGAUCCAGCUAUAAGGGUAACACCACAAACAGUAACACAUGGAGCAACAACUUUAACAAAGAUGACAGGUCCAAUACCUGGACUAAUGCACCCAAACCACAGCAGGGCUGGGGUUCCAAUGGUGGAAAUGGAACUGAAGGUUGGGGUAGUGGUGCAAAUGGUAGCAGAGGCGGAGCCAGCAACCACUGGGGUGAGUCCCAAAAAGGUGCAAGCUCAGUGGGGUGGGACAGCGAUAGCGAUCGUUCUGGCUCUGGAUGUUGGAGUGAGCCAAGCCGAACUAACACCAGCAGUAGCAACACCUGGGUAGGGAGCGGAGGAUCAAAUACUCCAGACCAGAGCACGCCAAACCAAGGUUCCAACUGGGGCGACUCAGUCCACAAACCCAAUCCUCAGAGUAACAACCAGAGCUGGGGAGAGCCAAUGAAGAACAAUCACGGAGCUCAGAACUGGGGAGAGCCAAAUCCCAAGCCCUCCAACGAGUGGGGAAAAGCUCCAGAAUCCAAUAUGUCCAAAGGCAAUCAAGGCCCAAACAAGCCAACAGGUUGGGUGGGAGGCCCUAUGCCCACAGUAGGCCAGAAGGAGGAAGUGUCCACUGGGUGGGAGGAGCCUUCUCCAGAGUCCAUACGCCGCAGGAUGGAGAUUGAUGAUGGCACUGCAGCAUGGGGAGAUCCUGGCAAAAGUAGUGGUGGAUCUGUCAACAUGUGGAACAAGACCAGCCAAUCAGACAAUGAGAACAUGUCCCAGCACCAAUCCCAACACCAGUCCCAACACCAGUCCCAACACCAGUCCCAACACCAGUCCCAACACCAAUCCCACCACCAGUCCCACCACCAGUCCCACCUGGCACACAAAUCGAUGCAUCCUCCUCAGCCCAUGCAGCCUCCUGCCCAGGACAAAAGCUCCAGUGCUGGUUGGGGUGACUCAUACCCUCAGCAGAAGGAGUCCUCAUCAUGGGGGGAGCCUACUGCUGCUCCGCCUGCUACAGUGGACAAUGGAACAUCUGCUUGGGGGAAGCCCAUGGACACCAGUUCCACUUGGGAUGGACCCAGCAGGGACAGCAGAGAAUCCAAGUCUAGCUGGGGAGGCCACCAUAAGUCUGCUCCAGGUCCCAAACCCAUGGAGACAUGGUGUGGUGAAGAAGUGUCAAUGGGCAACAGCUGGGACCAGGAAGAAGAGGUGGAGAUCGGAAUGUGGAGCAACAAUCAGCAGGACAACCGGUCCCAUGACCAAAGCUCCUGGAACUACAAGCAAAAAAGCUCAAACAAGAUGAACAAGCCAGUCGGCAAACAGGAUGAACCCUGGAUGAAACCUUUCAUCAACCAGUUCAGCAACAUGAACUUCCCUAGAGACUCUCCUGAUGACUCAAUGAAGACAGGAGCAGGGAUGGUGCAGGACAAACGAAUGGAUAUGGGCAGUAUGGGAGACUUCAAUGGAGUAAUGGGGAAAACCCCUGGUUCCCGACACCAGUCUGCCAUGGAUCGCAGCUCUUACUAUGACAAGCUAUCUGCCCCCCACUCUGCUUAUGAUAGCCCAGCUUCUGAUGAACUCUCCUUCAAUCAAAGCAUUAGCUUUUCCCCUUCCAAUUCUGCUCAGCCUGUCUCCUGUCUCGACUCUGAACCAUCUCCUGUCCGUUCUAGUCCUGGGGCUGCUCGGCAGAAUGUAAACCCCAUGUUGGGUGGCAACAGCGUAGCACAGGGCCGAGGCGGCUCCCAGUCCCAGGUUGCCCCCCAACCCAACCUUCGAAACCAAGUGCCUCCACCCAUCCUGCCCUCUCAGGUCCCUCCAUCGCUGUUGAAAUAUCCAGGAAGUAACGGGGGUCUGAACCCUCUGUUCGGCCCUCAGCAGGUGGCUGUGCUGAACCAACUCUCCCAGCUCAACCAGCUGUCGCAGCUCAACCAGAUCAACCAGUUACAGCGUCUUCUUCUCCAGCAGCAGAAGGUUCAGAAUCAGAGAGCCAUGCCCGUUGGACGACAGACUGAACAGACACGUCCUAUUGGUUCAUCUCCAUCAAUGAUGCAGCCCCCACGCCAUCUGGACCCGUCUUUGCUGAAACAGCCACCUCUCAAACCGUACAUGGAUAACUACAUGUCCCACAAUACACCUGAGAUGCAGAAGGAUUCUGCUGCUCUCGGAUCCUUCAGCAACUUCCCUUUAAGCUCUAAUCUGAAUGUAUCCCUGGACAUGGGUAUUGGUGGUAGUAGUGGUGGCGGAGCUGUGAGCUACAAAGAGCCGCCCCAGUCCAGAAUGAAGAAACUUUGGGCUACUGAGCAGAACAGCAAAACUGGUGCUAUGUCGUCUGGGCUGCGUCUGGAGGACUCUCCCUUCUAUGACUUCCUGUCUCCUGGCCCAUCUCCCCUGAGUCCUCCUGGCCAAUCAAUGGGCUCGGUGGGCGAUGGCUGGCCACCCCGUGCCAACUCCCCUCCACCCCAUGGAAAUACUGUCACCUGGCCCCCAGAGUUCCGGCCCGGGGAGCCUUGGAAAGGUUACCCCAACAUUGACCCUGAGACUGACCCUUAUGUGACCCCCGGCAGUGUCAUCAACAAUCUCUCCAUCAACACCGUCCGCGACACAGACCACCUCAGGGACAGGAACAACGGGCCAUCCUCAUCACUGAACACCACGAUGCCUUCUAACAGUGCCUGGUCAUCCAUUCGUGCCUCCAGCCACAGCGGUUCCCUCACCAGUACAGCACAAAGCACUUCAGCCAGACCCAGUGAGUCAAAAUGGUCUCCCAGUGGCGGUUCUGUGUCCAACUCCUCCCUGGCCCAUGAGCUGUGGAAGGUCCCCCUGCCUCCGAAGGCGUUGUCUGUGGCAGCCCCCUCCAGACCUCCACCUGGCCUCACCAGCCAGAAGCCCAGUCCUGCCUCCUCCGGCUGGGACGCCUCUUCCCUGAGGUCUGGGGGCUGGGGCUCCACUGAGUCCAGAUACACACCUGGUUCCAGUUGGGGUGACAGCAGCAGCUCAGGGAGAUCUCAAUGGCUCGUUCUGAAAAAUCUCACACCUCAGAUUGACGGCUCUACCCUGAGGACCCUGUGCAUGCAGCACGGCCCUCUGAUCACAUUCCAUCUCAAUCUGCCGCACGGUAAUGCUGUGGUAUGCUACAGCUCCAAGGAUGAGGCCGCAAAGGCCCAGAAGAGCCUGCACAUGUGUGUUUUGGGAAACACUACUAUUCUGGCUGAGUUUGCCAGUGAGGAGGAAAUCAACCGUUUCUUUGCACAAGGGCAGUCAUUGGCCACUCCCUCCUCUAGCUGGCAGGCCAUUGGCUCUUCUCAGAGCAGAAUGGAUCAGUCUCACCCAUUUCCCAGCCGCGCUCCUGAACCUAACCAGUGGAACAGCAGCAAUCUACACAGCUCCUCGCUUUGGGGCGGGCCCAACUAUUCCAGUAGCCUGUGGGGGAGUUCCAGUGGCACUGAGGCAGGGAGGAUCAGCAGCCCUUCUCCAAUCAGCUCCUUCCUCCCGGUAGAUCACCUGACAGGAGGUGGGGACUCCAUGUGAACCGCCUGCCAAUCAAACUGGCUGGGGGAAGGGUCAGUAGAGAAUUAUCAAUAAUCAGCAAAAGAAAAAGAAAAAAAAAGUUAAAAAGAAAAAAAUAAUAAUAAUAAAUAAACACAAUGGCACUAGUUGGACUCUUUCUCACUCACAAAAUAUUCAACAAAACGGGGUUUCCCCUGUGGAAAACAAGUUACGUUUCUCUCUGCACAUAUGUCCACUUUGUUUUAGCCCAAAAACAUAUCAGUCGGAAUACUUGAAUCAUGCAGGCCAAUUCUAUAAUGUGAAAGGAUGGAUAUUUGCUUCCAGGUAGUGCUCUUUCAGACCGAAAAAAAGCUUAAAUCGAGCUCAUUAUUAUAUAUAUAUAUUUUUUUGUUUCAUUCAUUAUGUUAUUUGAAUUCCAAUUCUUUUUAUUUUAUUUGUUUUUUUUUGCAUUUGUUUGCUGACAAUGUUGGAGUAUGAGCUUUUUUAACUUUGCACUGAAUGUGGUUUUUUCUCAGUAUAUAUAUAUAAUCUGCAAUAUAGAGGGAGCAGCCAGUUUUUCCAGUGUAGCUGUUUACUCAUUGAGGUCCUUACCGUGUGUGUAUGUGUGUGUGUGUGUGUGUGUACACGUGUGUAUGUGUGUGCACACGUGUGUGUGUGUUGACUGCCUGUGUGAAUGAGUAUGUGUGCGCUCCUCUCUGCCUUGGCACGCCUACCUUACUGCGUUGUCGUGGAGUUCAAGAUCAACAGAUAGUUAACGAAGAGUAAAAGCUGACUUAGGAGGAUUAUCUGGUGAUUAGUAAAAGUGACAUUAAGUAAAGUAUUGCACCAAUUUUGUUUUAAAACUAAAGAACGUUGAGCUCUGCAGUGCAAAGGACUGUAGCCGCAGCUGGGACUAGCAAACCCCGCCCACCUUAAUAUGGGGCGGGGUCUAUCUAGCAAGCCCUCCCACUUGCCCCCUAGUGGGCAGCAGGAGGAACAGCACUUUCAGAAUAGGCUUUCAAUGUUUUGGAGGUGCCACACUGCAACCUCUUGUUUACAAGACUUAGGAGGCGAAACGUGUGUUCAUUCUUCAUUUUAAAGAGAAGAUGGAAUAAAAAAAAUAAAAAAAACACAAAAAAAAUAACAAAAUGAUUACAACAAAAAUGUUUAAAAAAAAAUAAAAAAUAGAAAAACAACAAAAAAAAAAUGUACACUCUUACUGAGGAUGAAGAUGAUGCUUUGUAACUCUGGGAAUUCGGAUCAGUGUUUUUGGCCAUGGCGUUGGUUAUUUGAACUAUUCCUCUUUGUCUGCUAAAUAACCAGCAAUGGUUCUCAGGAAAUCAAGCCAGUUUCCCCCCUUGUAGUUGAAUAAAAAAAAAACUACUACUCCUUGUAGGAAAGGAAAAUCCAACUUCUAGCACUGAAAACGAUGUAUAGGUCUGUAAAAAAAUUUCUCUGCCAAAUAACUGCUUUAAGCUGGAGAAGCUCAACACACUGCUUUCGAUAUGCUGUCUUUUGGGGGAGGGGGGGAUCCUAAUGUUGGGGGCAGAGGGACAGGCUGUAGAAAAGUCGAACGCUCCCUCUCUCCUCCUCUUCCGCCACUCCUCCACUCCACUGAUGAAAAAAUAAUCAAAAGUGGGGAGUGUCUGUCGUGUGAGUGUGUGAUUGUCAGUGGAAAAUGUCUUGUCGGACUUAAAAACCAAGAGAAAGGCGAAUCUGUAUCUAUGCAUACUGUAGCCUCUCACAUGGCCUACUGAGAGGCAUUUAUUUUUUCCCCCAUGUCUCCAAACGUUUUAAAUGUUUCAAGUACAACAUAAUGAAAAAUAUGACUUGCUUUUCGUUUCUUUUCCUUUUUUUUUCUUUUUUUUUUAAAUCGCUCUCAUUGCCACAAAUGGCGUUUUGAAAAAAGAAAAAAAAAAUUUAAAAAUCUUGUUUUGGUUGAAGAAAAAUAUUUUAACAGUGCAAAAGUCGUCCACAUUUCAUUGCCUUGAUCCUAAUUGUGUCCGAAGAUGCAACAAACAAGUCAAGUGGCUUCUACCUGUUUACAAAUAGAAUAUGAUUGUAUUGUAUUGUACUGUUUUAUUUGUUUUCCUUUUGGGCGGGUGGGUGGUUGGGGGUUUUGGGGGGGGUCUGUUGAUCUGAAGUUCCUGAAGUGCGUGCGUAUGUGUGCGUCAUGUUCCGUCAGAUGUGAGUUUGUCUGCUUGAUUAGAGAGUUGGGUUGAAGGGGGUCGUUUGUGGUCGUGUUUGUGUGCGGAUCGCGUGAAUGUAAAUCCACCAGUGGUGUUCGUCAACAAAAUACACGUGUGAAUAACAAGAUUUAUCUACCAGUGAUUGUUUAGUUUCUAUGAUGCACAAUUUUUGACAAAAAGCUUCAGAGAGUGUGUGAACUUAGAAGUCAGCAUUAGUGAAGCCAUGGACCUUAAUUAUGAUUAUUUUGUUUUCUUCAUUGUGAUGAUUCUGUGUUAAGCCUGUUGUGUGUGUGUGUGUGUGUGUGCGCGUGCAUGUCCUUCUCCCAAUAUUGGUUUUUAUUUCAGAAAUACUAAUAAUGUUUGCUUUAGUUGUGUUUUAAAGUUUAGCCGUGAAUAUUUAACAACUUCAAAGCAUAUGUAGUGAGACAGAACCUCGAGUAUUAGUCAGACUUGACAGUGGUGUGUGUGCCAGUAUUGAACUGCUCUCUACCAAAUAAUUCAGUUAUAUAAAUGAUUAGUUUACUUAAUUCCAGAUCUCUUUGCUUAAGCUAUAUCUAUAUAUAUCAAAUAUGUAUUUGUUUUGUUUAACAACUUUUUUUUUUGUGGAACACCUGAACCAUGUCUGUCGUUUUUGUUUUAGUUAAUUUAAUUUGACAAAUUGAACUGAGGAGCCUUGGAUUUUUGCACUUGAUUGGAUUGAUGAUAAGGCUGAUCAGUCGUAGGUGUAGUGUGGAGUUUUCAGGUCUGUCUGAGGGGACACGCUGCAUCUGUGAGAGCAUUGUGACAGGGUUGAGUGUGUGUGCGUGUGCGGUCUCUUUUUAUUGUUGUGUGGACACAUUUUUGGUUUGAAACCAUCACUGUGAGGACUUUUUGGCCGGUCCUCACGACGGAUGAAGACUUUGAAGGUUAUGAUUGGCAUUUAUUUGUAAUGGUUAAUGUUAGUGUGACGAGGCUAGAGAACACAUUCUAGCUCUGUUCAUAUCUGGCUUAUUUAUGUCUCUAAUUUGAACUCAGAGUUCACUCCAGGUGUUUAGAUCAGAUCUCACCUUUUUGCUCCAUAUGCAAAUAAACACUUGUCAUUUUUUUUUGUUUAUUUGUGGCAUCUAAUGGUCAGACUGCAGAGUGCAACAAACACAGGACUUCUCCGCCAGCAAGUCAAGGAACUGCGGUGGAUACCCGAGAUGCCUGGUCUCUUUCAAUGAAUGUGUUCACACAACAGUGUGUUUGUGCGCUUGCGUGUUGUAUGCUGUGGUUAGUAAAGAUGGUGCUUUGUUGGUCCCAGUGAGGGAGCGAGUGAAGAGGGGGAGGAAGGUGUUGUUGUUUUUCGUCCCCCUUUAGGUUUACCUCUCACUGUUCACUGGGUCAGCGCGGUGACCACGCCGCCUGCACUGAGCCAGAAUGAAGCUGAAAACGGUUUAAAAAGUACAAAUCACGGCCAGAGCCUCAAGGCCUGACCUCUGGCAUCUGAUCAGCCUCAAACGUACGAGUGAAAUUAAAUUAACUACUGCUCACUGUUGUAUUUGAAAGUAUUCCGCCCUCUGUCCCUGGCUGUCAUGGUGAUAGACGGCGGCUGUUGCAUCAUUAGAAUGACUGAAAUGAAGCCUCAAGUUGGCCUGUAGUGACUCAGGCAAGGAGGUUUGACUUGUGAUCAGCUGGUUCUCCCGGCUCUUCAGGGACAUGGUGUUUGUUGCAUUUGGCUCUUUGCUGACAUAUCCAGGAUCAGCGCUUCCUCUCCUGCUCCGUCACUUACUUAAACAAAACUGACAGGUGUGGAGAAAGUCAACGCUAAAUCUUCUGUAUUCCCUUUCCAUGAAAUCACUUUACACACUUCGUUCAUUCUGAUUUUGGCAGUGCUUCUCUCCCAGUGUGGAUCUGGGAGAAGCUUUGUCCCCUCCUCUGUAUCCUUUACCUAAUUAGCCAUCAGUGGAACAAAAAACUGAAAAAGUGCUCUGCUGUUAGAGAAGGGACAAGCAAGUGAUGCCUGUAAACCGCCUUUCACUGGUGUCGAUGUUACCUUUUUGGUUCACAGCUUAAUCUCGCUGUUUCUGUCUUGUCCAAUCAACUGUUGAAGUGUGUGUGUGCGUGUGCGUUUGUGGGAAAAGCAAAAACCCAGUCUUGUACAGAAAAUGUAUGUUCAAACACAGUAUCAUGCCAAAUUGAGGAGGGAGGGGGAGAGGGGAGGAAAGGGAUUGAUUAAUUUUGUUUCCUUUUUUCUUAUUUUUUUCUUUAUUUUUUUUCUUUAUUUUUGAUUUUGUGUGUCUGAGUGUAUUUAAAAAGCUGGACAAUUUUAAUGCUUGAAGAAAAUGUCAUUUGCAAAAGGAUAUUGUGAGGAAAACCUUUUUCAGUAAGUGAAAACCACCAUGAGCAAUGUACAAUCCCCAAGGCUGCCAAGCAGCUUCCCAACAAGAGGGGAGGGAGGGAAGGAAAGGAAAGGAAAGGAAAGAGGGAAGCUGGCUGGUGAUAUUCUACUACUUUUUAAGAAAUAAUGUGACUGUUGUUGUUUUUCUCUUGACUUAACUAUCCUGUGAGCAAAUGCUAUAUUAUUACAUCAUAACACACAACCAACAGCUCCUACUGUCUGAUCAGAAGCGCAAAGGCUUGGUUUUUUGUUUAUUUUUAACACAAACUCAAAAACAAACAAACUAAAAAAAAACUAAAAAAUACAAAAAGGAAAAAAAAAAAUACACAAAAACUGUGAGAAUCUGCUGUUUGUCAUUUUACAUUUAGUAUAAAUUCACACAAACAAAACCCUGAAAAGCUUUAGUCUAACCAGCACAAAGACAUGGGUGGGUGAUAUGUGGGUGGGUGGGGUGGGCACAGUACAGAGGGAGGGAGUGGGUGUUGCUCAGAGAGACUAUGCAGUGGAGUGUUGAACCCAGGCUUCCAUGUCCACCUUGGGGUUUGUUUUUUUUGUUUUUUUUGCUUUCUAUGAAUAAAAACAAGAAAAUCCCUCAAAAAUGGGGGUGAAAAAACAGCUGAGAUGGGAUUCCCAAUAAUAUUCCUCAAACAUGUGCCAUCAUUGAAUCGUACGACUACUUAUAAUAACAAUAAUAACGAUGAAAACUGAAAAAAAAACCUUUAUUACCUAGCAACCGCCGGGCCAGUUGUAGCAGUAGAGGAGGACAGGUUAAGAUUUGCAAAAGUCCAUUUCUUUAUCGUCACCGCUUGUCGAGGAGCGAGGCCGGUGAACCUGCAAAUUUUACACAACUACAAUGUUUUUUAUAGAGAUUCUAUCAAUUCACAGUGUGUAGUUGGAUCACCUGUAAACCUAUUAUGCACAUUGCUUUGGGAGACUGUUGAAACUAUAUAAUAUAUGAGAAUAUAAGCGUACAGUGUCUCUUGAUCGACGAGAGGGCGUCUUCCUCUCUCACAAACAAAACAGGAAGUACCUUUUUAUUUUUCAAAUGUCUUCCUCGGGUCAUCAAAGAAUUUUAUCUUAAACUUUGGGGGAAACUGCACUUUUUGAAGGACAAUCUUUAUUUGUAUGGGUAUAAAAAUUGACAAAAAUGAAGUCGCCUGAUAUUACAAGGUAUAGAAAAACCAACUCCAGUGUGCUCUAAUAAUGAAUGUCUCCUCUGAUGCUGUCUGUCUGUUUGGUUUCAUUUACUCUUUAUUCUCCUUCCUUUUGUUGCUUGGUUUGUUCUGUAUUUUUUUUUUCUCCUUAUUUUUCUGGAUUUUAGUGCUCUUAAGAGAAUCUGUACUAAGGUGUAGAGUAGUAGGUAGUAGGUCUUCUGUUGGCUGUACUCGUAUACUGAUUACUGUUUGUAACCUUCUGGCUCCUGCAGCCAGCAUACAAAGCUGUAUAACAUGGGUACAACCCUCAAUAAAAGACUAACAGUGA